GAGAGGCGAGGAUGGGCUCAGUUAAUUUUAUAUUCUGCCGGCAUCACAGUGGGAGCACCAGAAAUAUUCUGGAAAUCGCGUAGGCAUGAAGAGCUGGUGUACCGGACAGAUUUCUUUUUAUUUUGUUCUAAUAUUUGACCUCUUUCUUGCGUGUCGUUUUGUAACGGCUUCUCAGACUACAGGUAAUGGCAACUUUACUAUCCAGCACCAAAAUACUACAAGAUGCCUCAAAGUAAAUUCUUCUGGAAUUAUAAUGGAUGUAUGCAAUCAACAAGAGGAGCUUCAGCAAUGGAAGUGGGUAUCCAGGCACCGGCUGUUUAACAUUGGAGUUAAAAAAUGCCUUGGUCUUGAUACUUCCAACAAAGCAGAACCAUUGAAAGUAUUUGAAUGUGAUGCAGAAGGUAUAGCUUUGUGGUGGCGAUGCAAAGAUGGAACAGUAUAUAGCCGCUCCUCCAAUAAACUGACUAUUAAAAACAGAUAUCCAACAGUGAGCAUUGAUGCAAUUGAUAAGUGGAGACAAAGCAGCUCAGACAACGACGUUUGCGAGCAGGCUUAUGAGGAAAUUUACACGACUGAAGGGACUGCCUUCGGAAAGCCCUGUGAUUUCCCUUUUAAGUACAAGAAUAAGUGGUAUUCUGAAUGUACCACGGAAGGAAACGAAAAUGUGGAAUGGUGUGCUACGACUGAUAACUAUGAUAGAGACAAAAAGUGGGGGAAGUGCUUGAAACUAGAUCCUGGAUGCAAAACCUUAUGGGAUAUAGAUAAUUCAGGACAGACUUGCUACCAGUUUAACUUUCAGUCUUUUCUUUCUUGGAAUGAGGCUCGUCUUUCCUGUCAGAGACAGGGAGGAGAUUUAUUGAGUGUUCCUGAUCCACAAAUUCAGAAGUACCUUGCUGAGCAACCAAAUAUUCCACCAAAAGUAUGGAUUGGUCUGAAUCAGCUGAACAUUGCAGGAGGCUGGCAGUGGUCAGAUGGAACACCUUUAGUAUUUGUCAAUUGGAAUGAUGGUUUGCUUGGGUUAUUUCACCCUGAGGAAUCCAGCUGUGCUGUAAUGAACUCUGAUUCUGGUUACUGGCAAAUAAGCCCUUGCGAAGCUGCCCUACCAUAUAUAUGCAAGAAAUCAUUAAAGCAAACACACUUGGAGAAUGCUGAUUCUUGGAAGUACUCCAGUACAGAAUGUGAAGCCAACUGGCUUGCAUACAAUGGCUUCUGCUUCUAUAUGCCUAAGGAAGUGUUGAAUUGGGAUACUGCAAAUAGCUUCUGUAAAUCCAAUAAAAGUGAACUCAUCAGUAUACAUUCAUUGGCAGACGUAGAGCUGGUUGUCACCGAGCUUCAGAGAGCUGGCAGUUCGGAUGUGUGGACUGGAUUAAGAAGUAAUAGUUUCCCGGCUUUGUUUCAUUGGUCAGAUGGAUCAAAAGUGACAAUCACUUACUGGGACCAGGCUGAACCCAAUAUACCCUUUAACACCACAGCACACUGUGUAUCCUAUUCAACAAAGUUGGGUCGAUGGAAGUAUAAAAAAUGUGACAACAAGCUGUCAUUUGUUUGUAAAAAGGCAGGGAAGAUUAAGAAUGAAUCCAGCCUCUUUGAUGUAGGGUGCCCUCAGAACAAGGACUGGAGAAGGCAUGGAGAUUACUGCUACAAACUUAAUUCAACAAAGGUCAAAUUUGAAUCCACAUGUCACCUAACAAUACAAAACAGGUUUGAGCAAGAAUUCAUUAAUAGUUUAAUUGCAAAAUAUACAACGGAAAGCGACAAGUACUUCUGGACAAGCUUACAGGAUAAAAAUGGAACAGGAGAAUAUACAUGGUCGGUUAUAAAUAAGAAGAAAGAACCCGUAACAUACACAAACUGGAAUGCGUAUCAACCAGAGCAUCCGGGUGGAUGUGUUGUUAUGGCCACAGGAAAAGCUCUUGGACGGUGGGAGGUUCGAAACUGUGCGACAACAAAGGCAAUGUCCAUUUGUAAGAAGAAGAUUGGCAAUGAGACAGAAACUGAAGACACACCCCCGACUGGCUCUUGCCCAGUUGGUUGGCAGACUCAUGCAGAAAUUGCUAACUGCUACAAGAUAUUUCAUCAUGAGAGAGUGGCAAGGAAGAGAACAUGGGAAGAAGCUGAGCGAUUCUGUGAGGGAUUAGGAGCCCAUUUACCAAGUUUCAGUCAUAGUAAUGAGAUGGUAUAUCUUCACAACUUGCUGAGAAAAACUAUUACUGAUGAACGUUGGUUUUGGGUCGGAUUAAAUAAGAGAAAUCCAGAUUCCAAAGGCGCUUGGGAAUGGAGUGACGGCAGGCCGGUUUCCUUGGUUGUCUUGCCUGUUGAAUUUAAAGAAGACUCUUAUGCUGUUCGAGAUUGUGGUGCAUUUCAGACUCAGAAGCCUUUGUGGCACUAUUUUAUGUAUGACAACAAAAGGAAAUUUGAUUAUCACUUGAUGCCUUUCCACUGUGGUAUUAAACUUGAAUGGGUGUGCCAGAUACCAAAAGGUGUUGAACUGAAAACUCCAGACUGGUAUAUUCCUGAUGGAGAGAGUAUUCAUGGACCCACAGUUGUUAUUGAUAAUAAUGAGUAUUGGUUUGUGAACAAUACUAUGCUAAAUUACCAAGAAGCAGAUCUGUAUUGCUCAAGAAAUGACAGCAAAUUGGCUUCUAUAACAUCCAGACCUGCAAUAAAAAUGAUCAAGACUCAUCUUCAAAAGCACUUCCCUUCAUUGACAAAGUGGUGGAUAAAGAAAAUCAAUUACAAUAGAACAUAUAGUCAUUUUAUAAAUCCUUAUGACUUUUACAAUCGGUUUUUCUCCUACCACAACCAGUACUGGAAUUGUUGGUUUAUAACUUCUAAUUAUAUCAGAUGGAGAGAAAAUUACAAAGAUAUUGAUUGUUUCAGACGUCUUCCAUUUAUUUGUCAGAAGAUAAACAUAUCUUCUCUGGAGCCAUGGUCUAAUGAAACCAGUGAUAACAAUAGUCCAUGUACAGGUGAUUGGAUUCCUUUUGGAGAUAAAUGCUAUAACUUUAUAAAGCCACGAUACCUUUCAUGGAAAGCAGGACGACGUUUCUGUCAAAGCAUUGGUGGUGACAUGCUAACGAUAGAUAAUUCAGUAGAGCAAGACUUUAUUGUAUCCCGUUUACCUUGGCUGUCACAAAAAUUCUGGCUUGGUAUCCGAUCUUCAGAUGGAAUUGAGUACAAAUGGGUGACUGGAAGACCAAUUGACUAUGCAAAUUGGCUACCAUCAUUUGAAGUAAAUCAGGAAAUAAGCGUAAAUUUCUUUAAUAUCAAAAAUGAAUGUGCUAUCCUAAUAAAUGAACCAAACAGUCCAUUUAUUGGAAGAUGGGAUGUUGUACCUUGUGAUGAUCAACAGUUUACUGCAGUGUGCCAGAAACAUAAAGGUUCUGUCAAUGGGACAGUCACUCAGGUUUUAAAUGACACCUUGAAUUUUCUAAACCAUACAUACAUAAUAAUCAGGAAGAACCUAACUUGGGAAGAAUCGCUAACAGAAUGUCAGAAGAAUGGUUACAAAUUGGUUAGCAUCAGUGAAGCCUAUCAUCAAGGCUUCCUCACAGUUACUGUCAAUGCACUUGGAUAUCCAGUGUGGAUCGGACUCUACAGCCAAGAUGAUGGAUUAUACUUUCGCUGGUCUGAUGGAAGACACUUGACAUAUAGUCAUUGGAGUAUGGACCAUUCAGAAGCCACUGAUAACUGUGUAUACAUGGAUGUUGAUGGGUACUGGAAAACUUUGAGUUGUAAUUCAGUAUUAAAAGGGGCUAUUUGCCAUCUUCAACAAAAUGAACAAGAACAAGAACCAACUAAGACUGAAACUGUGAGGUGCCCUCAUAAGAUUCAAGGAGCAAUAUGGAUUCCAUUCAGAAAUAAUUGUUACGCUUUUCUAAGUCAUCCUGAAAAGACUGGUGUUUUCCAGGAGAGCACUGUCCACUCUAAGUGCAAGGAUUUAGAUCCACAAGCCACAACAUUGACUAUUAGGAGUGAAGAAGAAAAUAAUUUUAUCAGUGAGCAACUUAAAGUUCACAGAUACCUAUACAAAUUGGUGUGGCUGAAUAUUAUAAAUAAUGGAAAGCAUAUGAUGUGGUAUGAUGGUUCCUACGUGUAUUUUUCCAAGUGGCAAUCUAGAAGGCCCGGCUUUGUUAACACACAUGAACAUUUCCUUGUGGCUGUCCUAGAUGUAUUUGGAUUUUGGCAUUUGACUAGCCAUCCUUACUACCAGACAAGAUUGUCACUUCAGUGUGCCUUUGUCUGUAAAAUUGAAAAUGACCCUGAUCCAAGUCAUUUUGAACAUCCUCCUGAAAAAGUGCAGUAUGGAAACCACACUUAUAUGUUAAUUCGGAAGAAGACAACUUGGUAUAAUGCACUGCAACAAUGCAAAAAGUCCCGAUAUCAACUUGUCAGUGUCUAUGAUGAAUCUCAGCAUGUUUUCCUGAAGAAUUUGGUGAAGUCAGAUGGUUUUCCUCUCUGGAUUGGUCUGUUCAGCCAAGAUGGAGGAUCAACAUUUGAAUGGUCAGAUGGAAGCAAUGCAGAUUACAGACCUUGGGAGUACUCUCAUCUUAAUUCAAAGGGCAAUUGUGUGUACAUGGACACAAAGGGCUUCUGGAACCGCACUAGCUGUAGCGCAGAAGCAGAUGGGGCUAUAUGUUAUGUUUCACAGAAUGAAGCUACAUCCUCUAAUGAUCAGGAAGGAAGUUCAAUGUUCUGCCCCAAGAAAGAUGGACAAUCAUCAUGGAUCAGAUACAAAGACCACUGCUAUGCAUUUGAUAUGGGAUUAUACAAUUGGUCUGUAUUUACCAUAGACGAAACUAAAUCAGUUUGCCACGAGCUAGAUUCUUCUGCUACUAUCUUGAGCAUAAAAGAUAGAGAAGAAAAUGAUUUUGUAACCAGACAAAUAAAGGAAGAUCAGGGAAUCACCGGACAGGUCUGGCUGGGAAUUGUUCAAAAUAUGAAAGAUAAAUCCUUUCAGUGGCCUGAUGGUUCAACGAUUUCUUAUGCUAACUGGAUGAAUACAAGCCUCCCAAAUUCAACUCAAGAUAUAUGUGCUGUUAUAUCUUCAAAAACUGGAUUGUGGAUUCAAACCAACUGUUCAGAGAGGCAUAGCAGACUAGUGUGCAAGGCUCCACUACAAUCCAAUCACAGAAUUGCAGCUUUGGUGGUUACAAUGAUUUUCAUCCUGGUUCUGAUCAGUGGAACAGUGUGGAUUUUAUAUAAAAAGAAUAAAUGGCGAUGGGCUAACUUUUUUGGGACUGUGCAUUAUGAGCGUAGUUAUAAUGAUCCCACAGAUAAUGAUAGUACAGUUAUGAUAACAGAACUUGAGGAGUUCCAUGAAUGAAACUUUGUGGUUUUAUCACCAAACUGCUUGAAACAUUUCUAAGAUUGAGCCAGAUCAUGAUAGCCUUGAACUCAUGCACCCCACCUGCUCCAAAUCCCAUGCUAAAUUCAUUUAGUUGCAGGGGGCUAUUAUAAUCCUGUGGCAUGGCUUGUGUGCUAAAACAUCCUCUGGUGACUGUUGAAGAGGGGCUUUCUCUAAAAUGUUUGUCAGUCUUUUUCGGCUAAAUCAAAGCCCCAACCCCAACUUUGUCAGCUAUAAAAACUUCAAGAGCUUCUUUUCAAUAUUUUUUGAAUGUCUCAAACAUCCAGAGACAUUAAAACUAUUAAAAAUUAAGUAAAUAAUCAUUGAGGAUAUUUUGAAAGCAAACUUAACUGUAAAUAAAAAUAACACUGGACAACAAUUUUUUUCUGAAGUGUUGUUUCCACAGUAUUUUUUCUUAUGUUUAUGGUAGACCAUUUGAAGCUGAACACAAAUAUAAUUUCAGAUUAUUUGUAUCACAUAAGACUUUGGAGAAACAAGAAAUUAACUUUUAUUGCAUUUAAUUGCAUAACAGUGCUGACGCUUUGCAAUAGUUCAACUAAGCUAAAAAUGCUGAAGGUUUUCAUUUGUACUCAGAGUCUGAGGCUUCUGGCUUAAGUAUCCAACAAUAAUCAGCCAGCAUUGAUGGAUUACAAUAACCAUUUCUCCAUGACUGCAAUGUCCUGAUGAAACUUUUCACCAUACUUGUCACUGACAGCACAAAGAUUUGCAGACAAGUUGUCUAAAUGGGAAUGAGAAAAAUGAAUUUUUAGUAACAUGUUGCACUUCAUGGUUUUGUAUGCUUGAAGUGUGUUGUCAACCAGCUGCACAUAGUUUGGUGCUCAGUAGUUGCCAAGAAAAUUUUCAACAAUGACCUUGAAUGCCUUCCAUGCGAUUUCUUUCUGGUCACACUGGAAGUUCUUCAGAUUGCCUGUCCUUGAUGACCUGUUUGAUUUGUGGACCAACAAAAAUGCCUUCCUUGAUCUUAGCAUCAAUUAUUCUGACUUGAAUUAUAAAUUGAAAUAACAAAUAUAGGUGAUUUCAAAAAAAAAUUUGCACCAUAGGGCAAGUUCAUGGUUAUUUUCAAGAUCAGUAGCUCAAAACCCAUACAAUACACCCAAAAGUGUUCAGGAAGCAAAAUCUUUGUUGUCCAGUGUAAUCAAACAACAUUAAACUUAAGAAAAAAGUAAUUUGGAAAGAAAUUUAUCUUUCUGCAUUCUUCCGAAUCUAAACCUCCAAAAUAUCCAUUAGAAGCAGUGGGGUCUCAGAUCCUGCAAUAGGUUAACAUGACAAAGAAUCUUUUAGGGAAUUUUGAUGGAGCUUAUUAUCAGAUUUGCAAUUGUAAGUCCUGAGUAAAUCCCAGACUAGGUACAGUCUGCACAGCUAUAUACUGCCAGUGCUGUACAAAACUGCCAGCAAAUCUGCCCCAUCAAUUACGUCAUCUGAAUAAUCUUGCAGUUGUGUUAAGUAUUUCCUGAUUUGCACUACUUAUUCUUUGGGGUUAUCACUGUAGCAGUUUGUAGAGAUUGUGUUCUUUAUAAGUAUUUGCUUUAAAAACUUAUUUUUAUACUAUAUUAUGUAAACAUUCCAAUGUUUGACAAAAUCAUAAUAUAUGCAGAGAAUGAACUACAAAAAACUGUGCAAUUUUUUUCACCAAUUAUGUGUUACAAUGUAAUGCAUUUGCUUUAUGGAUGGUGUUUAUUGAUUUCUUUGUGCAUUAAGCCAUUAGCUACUAAACAUGAAAUCUGCAUAUUUUAAGAAGUAUCAAAGACCAGAAUAUAGGUAUGGGUUUGAGAUAAGAUGUGUAAACUGGGGAAAAUUGUUCUUGUCUACAAAAUCAUCCUAUCUCCUUUGUCAGUGCCUUGUAACUUCCUCCUUGUAGCUGAACCUCAAACUGAGGAUUAUUGCUCUGAAAUUAUCAACUGUUCCAAAGUGAUAAUAUGUUAAUAGAUCACAAUAAUAAUCAUAUUAUCUUAUAAGUUCUUUUCUGGAGGAUCUGGGUUUAUUUCUAUAAAAUACUCCUUUUAAAAGAGUAUAUGCAAUAAAGAAAUUGUUGUUUUCAAUAAGGCCACUUGUUCUGAUUUGGAAAAUUGCAGUCUUUAAACUAUAUGGAUAUUCUAAGCAUCAUUUUUGAGGUUCUGCUGUGCUAUUUAUGCAUAUUUAUAAAGCUGCAACUAUUAAAAACUUAACAGUAGAGAUUAAUUACUGUAAUUAUUUUUAAUUGGGGGAUUUGACAGAAGCAGCUCUAAUUGAAGAGCAUUGGUCUACCUAUAAUUAUACUGCUGUCAAUUUAGUGAAUGCCAUAAUGCUGUUUUUGAAUGAGAGUGUAUUUACAAAGUGUGAAAACCAAAAAGUUGUAGAAAUACCAGACUGAUGAUAUUGUGGAAUAAACUUGAGUAUUUUUAAGUACUGGCAAACAAAUUCAGUAAUUGUUCUAUGGAAAAUUAAACAUAAUUACUCAGUAUUUGAAUGGGCAAGAUUUUGUGUAAUUUUGUAAUAUAAGAUUUUGUUGCAAAAGCUCAAGUUCUCAGCUGUAGUAUGACGUUCCCAUGAAUGAAUGAAAAUGUUUCAUUCACUUCACCUGAUUAUUCUUCUCUCAUAAUUUACAUGUAAAUUAGUAAAAAUAUUAAAG
Messenger RNA from Hypanus sabinus (Atlantic stingray), 7976 nucleotides. It is a transcript of the gene ly75, whose product is annotated as lymphocyte antigen 75. The record is from RefSeq and is a predicted model, not a curated record. Lineage: Eukaryota; Metazoa; Chordata; Chondrichthyes; Myliobatiformes; Dasyatidae. Gene Ontology annotation, molecular function: signaling receptor activity. The transcript has 35 exons. Bases 86 to 5326 code for a protein of 1746 amino acids.